Messenger RNA from Schistocerca cancellata (South American locust), 3498 nucleotides. Its product is annotated as transmembrane protein adipocyte-associated 1 homolog. The coding region runs from base 309 to 1466 and encodes 385 amino acids. NCBI's taxonomy places the organism in Eukaryota, Metazoa, Arthropoda, Insecta, Orthoptera, Acrididae. Gene Ontology annotation, molecular function: G protein-coupled receptor activity. Gene Ontology annotation, biological process: G protein-coupled receptor signaling pathway. The transcript is spliced from 9 exons. Gene Ontology annotation, cellular component: plasma membrane. The record is from RefSeq and is a predicted model, not a curated record.
UUGAUUUAGGGCAAAACAACUGUACACAGUGGGUUUAUUAUUGCACAAGUUUGAUAAUAACAUCGUUGGCAUGGACUGGCGGAGAAUACUGAAAAGUUUGACGUUUGUAGAAAUGUGAGGUUUCACGCAUGGGUGCUCAAAGCAUGUUAUCUGGAGGAUAAGCUGCAAAUGCUGAAGUUGUGUCGGGUAUUACUGCGAGCUCCUCAUGUGUCACUUAGCUGGAGGAAGACUUGAGAGUAUAUCAUUCGAUCGCUGAUGGCAAUAUUUAAGGCCAGGAGGCGAUCAGAACUCGAUGAGAAUCCACUCGUAUGUUGUUCAACCGAGAACUCGUGGAAUAUAUUACCAUGAUGUCUUCUACAUGGGAGCCAAAUGCGACAACGCCUUCAGAACCGAUUCAGGAAGAACAUAUUUGUAAGCUAGUACUGUACUACGAAAUCGCAAACUCAAGAGUACGAAUUUGGGAUGUCAUCAUCUUGAUGCCAAAUUUUAUUUUCCUUGUGUUCCUGACAUUCCGUUUCAAUAGAGCUCGUCUGAAACUUCGGGCAACAAGCAGUCCAAUUUUUCUUGCGUUUUAUGGACUGGUUUUGGUAAAUGUGGUCAUCAGUUUAAUUCGUUGUGUGGUUUCCAUGACAGUAAAUGCCUCCGUCUCUGUUGGUGAUUACACAGAUAAAGUUCUGUGGAUAAUUGUGAGAUUCUUCCUGUUAGCAAUGGAACUGAGUGUUGUUAUUUUUGGCCUUGCAUUUGGUCAUCUGGACAGCCGUAGCAGCAUACGCCAUGUGUUGCUAGCGACAUCCUUCAUAUCAUUAGGAUUCACAAUUACCCAAGGAGUGCUAGAGAUUGUUUCACCAGAUGAGAGCUUCCACAUCCUGUCUAAAGAUUAUAAUUUAUUUGGACAUGGAGGAAUGCUUUUCUGGUUUACCAGUUCGGUUGUAUUUACAUUGGUUUAUCUUGUCAUCUUAAUCUUACCAUGGACAAGACUAAGAGAACGUCUUGCCUUGCCAACUAAACGUUCCUUCUACCUCUACAUUUUCUUCCUCGUUGUACUGAAUUUGACACAAUCAAUUGGAAGUGGGCUUCUGAAUUAUGGUAUUGUUGAUGGUCUCUGUGUGGUUGAUGUCACGACAUGCAUCUACUUCACCCUGUUAACACCACUUGUAUAUCACACAUUUCUGAGUGAGUUUUUCAGCAUCUCUCAGCCAAGUAUAAUGUUCUCAUACAAAGCGCAAGUUGAUGACAACAUGGAAGAUGAUACAGUUUCGCUUCCUCAUCAGCAAUCUUUCUCAUCGUUGAAGACUGACUCAGAUUAUAUAUACCAGGUUAUUCUUCAUCAGACUGAUGAUAAUGUGUGCCGAACUGAAAUUUUGCAUCCAAGCUCAGGAAUUGUUUGCUCGUUUACCAAACACUACAUUCCUACUGCAACAGCUGGUGAUCUCACUGUUUCUAAGGAGGCAGCUGUCAGUGAUUGAACUACUAAUUAAUGUGUGAUGUGAUGUGAAAACUCUUUACUAUAAUGAUUGAAAUGGAUUUUGCUCCUGAGGUUUAAACACCAUCUACUGUUGUACAGUGUACUGAAGUUCAGUAGCUACUGUGUUUUGCAGUUUGACUCAUAUUGUUUAAAGUUUUUUGUACUGUCAUUUAUAAAUAAUUUCUAGAUCUAGAAAUUGAAUACAUAAUUGACAGUUAGUCAGAUGUGAUAGCCUAGUCAGAAAAAACUAAAGUGUAGUUGAAAAGGGUAUUUCAUUUAUUAUGCUAAACUUAUAGGAGAGCUAUCACUUGCAUGUAAAUGCAGGAGAAUAUUUUCUCUUAGUUGUUAUUUAUUUUAAAACAUGUAUUGAAUUUCCAUUUUAACACACCACUACUGUGAUUUAUAAAUGUGUUAUAAAAAAGGCUGAUCAGCAGUAGUGGAACUAUUGCUCAGACAGACUCAUUAUAAACAGAAGAUUGUGAACUGCCAACCAAAUUAUAGCAUAUGUGCACGAGAUGAAAAAGGAACAAAGGCGUUUUGUAAAAGAGGCAAUGUAAAAUAACAAAUGAAACCCAAAUAUCCAAUUAGAAGCCAAAAGGUAUGUGGAAUGAAACCCAGAUUGGAACAAAUGUAACCUGUGUGCACUGUUUUUUGGUAGUUAAUUGCUUCUUGACUUAAUGCUCAAAUAUGUGUCACCCUUCCUGUUUGUAUUCUCACCCAAUCUGCCUAUACUUCUUUCCUAUUGGUCAGCUCCUGAAAGAGGUGUUUCAAAAUUCUUGAUAGUUUCGUUGAGCUAUAUAAAAGUUCCACUAUUACUGAUUUUUUCCUUUAGGUGUCACCUAACUUUACAUUUGUAGUGUUCAGUUUUGAUACUAUGCUUUAGAUUGUGUGGUGUUUAGGAUGAAAGAUUUCUUUAGGCCAUUCUCUCUAAAUGAAAAAAUUACUUUAGUGCUACACUGAAGACUUGAUUCCUUCUAGAUUCUUUUGUGUUUUUUGAACUUCUCAAGUAGCAUUGUAUUCUGCAUUAAUUUUGUUUCACAAGUUUAUUUGGCUGUGGAUUCUCACAAUUAAGAACGUAUGUUUACAUAUCAGAAAGGAACAUGUAACUUUAGCAGUCUGUUGUUUUUAAAACUGUGCAUCAAAGUAGAUACAUAAUUUUUUGAAACAUUAACUGUAGUAGUACUGCGUUGAAUGGUAGAAACCAGACCCCAUGUAUUUGGUUUACUUGUUUGCUUAGUUUUCCAUGUAUCUCGGUGAGGGUACCCCAUAUGUGUUCUUGAGUCCAGUGAUUUUCAAAGUUGGUUUCUGUUACAGUAUACAGCUUCUUACUACUUGAAGUAAUUUCGUGAAGUUUGCUUAUAAUGAUAGUGUUAGAACCAAUGGUAGAAAUUAUUUGUUUUCUUUGUCCUUGAUCAAUAACCUAAGAAAACACAAGACGUGUGAAUCUCCAGGGAUGAGAGAAAUUUGAAUCUUUUGUUUUAAAUAUUUCUUAAAUACAGCACCUAAAGAAAAGUAUGCCUCUUCCUGUAUCCACGUACCAUCUGCUACUUACAUUAGUGUGUCCUAGUGACCGUCUCUCCUUUUCCUAUGUAGUGUUUAUUUACAAUGUUCCCAUUUUGUUUUUUGUUUGUGAUAUUAAUGUGCAAUCAAUGAGAUUAGAUAAAUGUAUAUGUUUUUGCAUUGUUACUCCAUUUUAAAUAGGAAAUUUGUAAGAAAAUUUUAUAUUUUCAUGUUAUGUGUUUGUGAAAAUAAUUUUUCAAUAUAUUUAUUUGUACUUGUGUAGUAUGCAUGUAACUAAUUACAACCAAAGUAAUCAGCCAGUCACUUUUAAGAAAAAAGGGAUUGUUAAGAUGACAUUUUAGACGCUGUGCAUCAGUACUUGAUAAAGUGCAGUUUGAGCCUGUCAUUUGAAAAAUCAUAUCUGUGGCUCAUGAAAUAAAAUUUAUAAAUAUCAUUGUACUUAAUUGUACUGAAGUUUGAUAUGAACUGUUUUGUUACAAAUGAACUCAUUUUAGUUUCCUAUUAAAUAUUAA